AUGUCUGGCAGGAAGCUAGGGGGCGGCAGGAUCUUGGGGAGCGGAAAGGGUCUCGCUCCGCCGGCGCCGCCCCCACCGCAGCCACAGCAGUAUCAUCAUCAUGGUUCUGCGAGAGCGCCGAGCCCCUUUGCUGCCUCCGAAGUCAGCAGCAUAUCGUCAGGCUCGCACAACCAAAAUACAAUCACACCGCCCACCUCAUCCAGUCCUCUACCCGACUUCUCACAAGAUCUUGCUGCCAACAUUAGUCUCGAUGCGCCGUCGCCGUCGAAUGCUGGAGCCGCUGGGCUGGUGUGUCCGAUAUGCCAGGAGGAGAUGUUGACUCUCCUCCAACUCAACAGGCAUAUCGACGACAUGCACCAGGAGCUACCGCAAGUACAACACGACGAGGUCAUGACAUGGAUUGACAAGCAGGUCCUCAAGGCAAAGAAACUACAGCCACUGUCCCUUCUCAGCCAGAAACUCCGGGGCCUCGAAGUAUUUGAGUCGAACGAAGAUCCAAUAAUCAACAACCAUGUGCAAUCCUCGGCCUAUCCUUCGUCAUCAUCUAAUUCUACGGUACCCCGGGUGGUAGAACCAUCCGUCAUAGAUCCCGACGACCUGAUCACGAAGAAGCAUUGGCAGAGGUCGACAGGAGGAGAUUCGUGCACGGAAUUGACCUGCGAUCGUCGGCUUGGUCCGUUGAGCGGAAGCAUCAACUGUCGAAAAUGCGGGCUGCUAUUUUGCGAGGAGCACACGAUGUACCAAAUGCGGCUGAGCCCCCGUACGGCCACACACGAUCCAGCAAGGGGGCACUGGUACAGGGUUUGCGAGACUUGUUACAAAUCAAGAGAAGGUUACAAUGACCACAACGGGCUGAUCACGGACCACACGGCGGCAUUUGUGGCCAUGCGGAAACAGCGCGUGGAAAGGCAGAACCUGGAGAUCGCAAGGUUGGAGAAGCGGCUGACCAAGCUCACGCAACUACUGGCAAGCCCAAUUGAAGAGGUGGCUGCCCUGACACCCGGAGCAGGCGGCUUGUUGACCUCGCCGAUCGCAACGCUGGCGGGCCAAAAGAGCACGAGGAAGGCGAUAGAGCAGUCGGUAGUGACGUGGGAGGAUGAUGCGUCGGUGGCACGAUGCCCCUUUUGUCAACAGGAGUUUGGGUCAUGGACAUUCAGGAGACACCACUGCCGGAUAUGCGGAAGGGUAGUAUGCGCCGAUCCGCAGACCGGGUGCUCGGCCGAGAUUGGGCUGAACGUGGCUUCUGUGUCACAACGACCCUCACUGAUGCAGCAGAAUUCAUCCACGUACUCAUCUGCUUCGCUGGGACCGUUGAGGUCGACAGCCUUGGAAAAGCGGCUCGACCCAGGUGCAGGGACGCAGGGGCAAAUCAGCGUGGACGUGCGAAUGUGUCGCGACUGUUCUACCACGAUAUUUUCGAAGCGAGAUGUUGCGGCGUCUAUUGCAUACAAGCCGGCAGAUCAGCGCGCAUACGAAAAUCUGCGCCAGUUCGAGCGAGGCAUACGCUCCUUGAUGCCCUCGUUCCAGAGAUCCCUCCUCGCCCUACAACCCCCAGACACUAAUAACCCAAACGCCCCGGAAAAACCACCACCGACGCACGCGCAAAUCCAGGAGGCGGCCAAGAUACGCAAGCGGCUCAUGGACGCCUUUGCAAAGUACAACCUUGCUGCCAAGAGGCUUCGCGACCUGCCUACCGAUAAUCCUGCGCAAAAAAGGUUGCAGUUGGCGGUUCACGCGGCGGCAUCGACAUUUUUACACACGCACAUGCUGCCCCUGAAGAGCGUGCCGCACAUGUUGAGGAGCAGCUCGUCAUCAUCAAAGGCAUCAUCCGCCGGUCAACAGCAUAGGCGCAUGUUGAGCGGGCUGAACCAUGGCAACGGUUUGGCAGGCCAUCUGUCCCCGCUCCGCAACGGGGAAACGCUAGCGGGGGAUGGGGAUGCGUCUAGUGUCGCAGGCAGCGAGGUGAGCACAGCUGCGUCGGCCCUCGAGACGGAGGAGAAGGAGCUCCGAGAGCGGCUGGUCGUGCUGGAGGAGCAGAGGUUUCUGGUGCAGGACAUGGUCAACAAUGCGCGCGGGGCUAGGCGGUUCGAAGAGGUCGGAGCGCUUUCUGGGAACCUGGAGGAGCUGGAUCGAGAGAUUGCGACACUCAAAAGGCAGGUCGCCGGCGUUGAGGAGAAGUGGGAGGGACUGUACGCUACCGGUCAAGGGACUGCAGGUGCGGCGAGGUAG
Pyricularia pennisetigena is the source of this 2229-nucleotide messenger RNA. RefSeq lists its product as uncharacterized. The coding region runs from base 1 to 2229 and encodes 742 amino acids. Gene Ontology annotation, biological process: DNA repair. The transcript has 2 exons. Gene Ontology annotation, molecular function: metal ion binding; DNA binding. NCBI's taxonomy places the organism in Eukaryota, Fungi, Ascomycota, Sordariomycetes, Magnaporthales, Pyriculariaceae. The record is from RefSeq and is a predicted model, not a curated record.